CACACAUACACACACACACACACACAGCGGAGACGCGGCGCUGGCGGCAGUCGCUGCUCUCUCUCUAUCUCUCUCUCUCACCUGCGCUGCUGAGCGCUGGCCGGUCGCUUGAGCCGGAGACGGGGAUCCGGCGGAACCUCCGCGGCUGAUGCUCGGCGCAUCUUCCUCGGGCUGACUCCGGCAAGACUCCGGGACCAUGCAACACGGAUGGCUCCAGUGCUGAGCCGAGGCUGUGGGCUGACAGCCGCGGAUGGACCAUGCCAGGACCCGGGGAGCGCCGAAACUGCAAUUUGUAAGGAGACAACAAUUUCUGCUAACCCGGGAGAGGAAGGGAAGAGAGACAGGUUGCAAUAGGAUUAUUGCAACAGUCCGGAUCGCAAUAGAAUGUGCCUUCAAGUGAAAUAAACCAGAGGUCAUUUCGUUCCAUCAGAAUUAGAUGGGAACAGUUUGUUUCAAAGGUUCAUGCCAUACUUGGAGUGAAAAAAUGUCUCUCAACUGUUCCCGGAGCAGCAUUGCUGUUAGAGAUGGCUUUCUGGUCCAACGCAACUGUUCCACCAUAUAAAGUAUCGCAACGCUUGCUCUUCGCCUUCACGCUCUCCCUCUCGCUCACUUAUGUGUGCUACACUCUGAUGAGUUGCUACACCUCCCUGCAGUUCCCCUUGCACGAAGCCGGCUACCUGUCCCACACCCGGGCCGCCCUGAGGCCGGACGAGGGGACCCCGACCACCCCUGCUACCGGGCUGCAAGCGCUCAGCUCGGCCGAGGCGACGGGCAGCGCGGCCGGACAGCCGCAGCUCAGCACGGCGCAGAACUGGCUGGAGAGGGACGUCCAGGAAUCGAGCACGCCGGACUUCGGAGUGCAACGCCUGCCACAGGCCAUCAUCAUCGGGGUGAAGAAGGGGGGGACGAGGGCUCUGCUGGAGGCUAUCCGGGUGCACCCUGAUGUCAGGGCAGUCGGCGUAGAGCCGCACUUCUUCGACAGGCACUAUGACAAGGGGCUGGAGUGGUACAGAAACUUGAUGCCGAAGACGUUGGAUGGCCAGCUGACCAUGGAGAAAACGCCCAGUUACUUCGUCACCAGGGAGGCACCAAAGCGCAUCUUCUCCAUGGCAAAGGUCACCAAGCUGGUGGUGGUGGUCAGGAACCCAGUGACCAGAGCCAUUUCGGAUUACACACAGACACUGUCCAAGAAACCCGAGAUACCCACCUUCGAGGUGCUGGCCUUCAAGAACAGGACCCUGGGCCUGAUCGACGCCUCUUGGAGCGCCAUCCGUAUUGGGAUCUACGCCUUGCACCUGGAGAACUGGCUCCAGUUCUUCCCCCUCUCCCAGAUCCAUUUCGUCAGCGGGGAGAGGCUCAUCAUUGACCCGGCCGGAGAAAUGGGAAAAGUCCAGGACUUCUUGGGCCUCAAGAGGAUCGUCACGGAUAAACAUUUUUACUUCAACAAAACCAAGGGAUUUCCGUGCCUGAAGAAACCUGAAGACAGCAGCCUGCCAAGAUGCCUCGGAAAAUCCAAGGGGAGAACUCAUCCGAAAAUAGAUCCCGAUGUAAUCCACAGACUGCGGAAGUUUUACAGACCUUUCAACGUCAUGUUCCAUCAGAUUACGGGAGAAGACUUUGAUUGGGAAAAGGAUGAAAAUCAAGAAAUCAGUUGAGGAUGUUAACAUCCAGAAGUUCAAUAGAAGGGAACCAAAAAUGGUUCCUUAUUGAAAAAAGAGAUGGAACUAAUUAAGACUAUAUUGAUCAUCUUUCAAAAUAAAGAAUGUUAAUAAGACUGUAAUUAAUUUAAAAAAAGAGGAAUGAUUUUUCAGCUAUAUUACAGAUUACCAAAGGUGUUGUGCAUAUGAAUUGUGAUUAUUUUGGAAAAUUAUUUUUCAUGUUGAGGUCAGCUCAAUUUCCUGGCCUUUUCUCGCAGUUCGCUUCAUCCAAAUCAGGUUGGUUGAUAAAGUCUACUGAGGAUGCCCC
Molecule: messenger RNA, 1965 nt
Organism: Amblyraja radiata (thorny skate)
Lineage: Eukaryota; Metazoa; Chordata; Chondrichthyes; Rajiformes; Rajidae
Product: heparan sulfate glucosamine 3-O-sulfotransferase 4-like
Exons: 2
Coding region: 525-1655 (376 amino acids)
Molecular function (GO): [heparan sulfate]-glucosamine 3-sulfotransferase activity
Source: RefSeq, a predicted model, not a curated record